Vanrija pseudolonga is the source of this 2080-nucleotide messenger RNA. RefSeq lists its product as uncharacterized. The record is from RefSeq and is a predicted model, not a curated record. Gene Ontology annotation, molecular function: acetyl-CoA transmembrane transporter activity. Bases 28 to 2049 code for a protein of 673 amino acids. The transcript has 4 exons. NCBI's taxonomy places the organism in Eukaryota, Fungi, Basidiomycota, Tremellomycetes, Trichosporonales, Trichosporonaceae. Gene Ontology annotation, cellular component: membrane.
CUGUCCUUUGUUUGCCGCUGCCAUCAAAUGUCCCAGGCCGAAGAGCAGCACCGCCAGCUGCAACAGCCCGCGACGCGAUCGACGGCGCCGUCACCGACCACCUUGUCUCGUCGCUCCCGCACGGCCCGACCGGCAACAUCGUCUCCUGACAAGUCGCACAAAUCAUUGCACAACCACAACCAACAACUCACGCAUCGCAGGUCUGCUGCAUCAUCAAACAGCAACACAUCUCAUCACACUCGUUUACCUACUACAUCAGGCGCAGCCUCCACCAGCGCAGCCCACGACUACGACUCGGACUCGUCCAUCUCCUCUGCCACCUCCACCGCCCUCGUCGACGCCAUGCUGAGCGGCCGCGACGCAGCGUCCAAGCGCGCGCGCGCGAUCGAGGAUCUGGGCGACUUGGAAGAAAAGGGCCUGCUGCACCGCGACGACGCGCCCAGCGGCGGCGCAGACACACCGCGCAAGGGCAAGGGCCAGGACCCGCGCGAGGCAGUCUUCGAGAAGCUCGAGUUCCAGGACACGGACGAGCAGGUCGCCCCGGGGCUCAAGAGCAAACGCGACAAGCACGCCUUCUCGCUCCUCGUCGUGCUCUACCUCCUCCAGGGCGUGCCCCUCGGUCUCACGUUCGGCACGCUGCCGUUCCUCAUGAAGCCGUACAUCUCGUACUCGGCCCUCGCCGUCUUCGCCCUCUCCACCUGGCCGUACAGCCUCAAGCUCUUCUGGUCGCCCAUCGUCGACGCGUGGUUCAUGCCCAAGUGGGGCAGGCGCAAGAGCUGGAUCGUGCCCGUGCAGGGCAUCACCGGGCUUGGGCUGUGGUUUAUCGGCUCGCGGAUCGAGGGCUGGCUCGCGGCCAAGGAGCACAUUGACAUCAACUUCUUGACCUACGUGUUUGGGUCUCUGAUCCUCGCCGCGGCGACCCAGGAUAUCGCCGUCGACGGCUGGGCACUCACCCUCCUCUCGCCUCCAAACCUGUCCUACGCGUCGACAGCCCAGACAAUCGGCCUGGGUAUCGGCUCGGCCCUCUCCUUCACCGUCUUCCUCUCCCUCAACUCGGUCGAGUUCAGCAACAAGUACUUCCGCACCACGGCUGGACACCAAGACUACCCGCUCGUCAGCCUCGGCUCGUACCUGCACUUCUGGGGCGUCAUGUACAUCGUCGUCACCCUGUGGCUCAUCUUCUUCAAGGUCGAGGACCCCGUCAGCGAGACGGACCCCGACCUCGACGUCAAGAAGGUGUACGGCGUCAUGUGGAGCAUUAUCCGGCUGCCUAACAUCCAGGCCUUCCUCUUCGUCCUCCUGAUCGCCAAGUUCGGCUUCCAGGUCAACGAGUCGGUGACCAACCUCAAGCUGCUCGAGAAGGGUCUGAGCAGGGAAGACCUCGCUGUCGCCGUGCUCCUCGACUUCCCAGCGCAAAUGAUUGUCGGGUGGCUGACAGCCAAGUGGAGCCGGCCAGUCCACGGCCCCGACGAGGGCCGUCACCCCUUGAGCGCGGGCAACGGGCGCUCGUCGCAGCUGAGCGGCACGCUGCGCCUGUGGGUGAUUGCCUUCUGGGCGCGUCUUGCCAUGGCGGCCAUCGCAGCCGCCGUCGUGUGGGCGUUCCCCGUCGGCAACGUCGGCAGUGGCUACUUUGCCCUCGUCGUCGCGACGACGCUCCUGACCAGCCUGUCCAACACCAUGUCGUUCGUCGGCAUCACCGCCUUCCACACCCAGAUCGCAGACCCCCUCAUCGGCGGCACGUACAUGACUCUCCUCAACACCGUGUCCAACCUCGGUGGCACGUGGCCCAAGCCGCUCAUCCUCCGCUCGGUCGACCUCCUCACCGUCUCGUCGUGCUCGACCACCGGACUCCAGUGUACCUCGGACGAAGGCAAGGCGGCGUGCAAGACCGCAGGAGGCACCUGCAACAUUGAACGCGAUGGCUACUAUGUCAUGACGGCGAUCUGCAUCGUCUUGUCAGCGGCCUUGUUGACACUGCACAUCCUCCCAACGGUCAAGCGACUCCAGGCCCUGCCCAUGUCCGCCUGGCGAGUAAAGAUCCCAGCAUAGAGGUAUCAGUUCUACAUUAUGCAUAUAUGCC